Messenger RNA from Dissoconium aciculare CBS 342.82, 2070 nucleotides. RefSeq names its product putative delta-9 desaturase protein A. Gene Ontology annotation, biological process: unsaturated fatty acid biosynthetic process. The record is from RefSeq and is a predicted model, not a curated record. Gene Ontology annotation, cellular component: endoplasmic reticulum membrane. The transcript has a single exon. Bases 328 to 1779 code for a protein of 483 amino acids. Gene Ontology annotation, molecular function: iron ion binding; heme binding; stearoyl-CoA 9-desaturase activity. Lineage: Eukaryota; Fungi; Ascomycota; Dothideomycetes; Mycosphaerellales; Dissoconiaceae.
CCCUCGGCUUCGGCGCGGGAGGCGCGCCAGGCAGUCUCUCAACAGCUACGGCCGAAUAGUGUUGAAUCUGUACAUUGUACUGUGCAUGGCGAACGAGCACGCCGCCAACUAUUUACCUACUACGACCACCGCUCCUACAUCUACUACAUAUAUCCUUUGUAUCCAACCUCAUUCUCCCCUUUCUUCCCUUCACUUACUAUCAUCACCUUGCUGCGCUUUCAGAUUGCAGUUCUGUGUUUCAGCAGACCGUUUGUCCUUACCAGAAAGUGGAAGAGUCGGAUCAUUGGCAAGUUACUUGACAAGCUACACACUCAUACCGCCACCGCGAUGCCUUCGCAUCAGCCAACUGCAGGCAUGAUGGCCGUCGACCCGGCAUACCUCUCCGAACAACCCUCAUCUCUCUCAAAGCCGGCACCGGAAGAGCCGGUCCGCAACCCCAAGUAUGACCCGAAGAAGCCUCACAUCACCGAGACCCCCAUGACGAGGAAGAACUGGUACAAGCAUGUCAACUGGCUCAACGUCGUGCUCAUCAUCGGUGUUCCAAUCAGCGGCUGUGUCGCAGCUUUCUGGACACCUUUGACCAUCAAGACCCUCAUCUUCUCCAUUGCAUAUUACUACGCUACCGGUCUCGGUAUCACCGCCGGAUACCACCGACUGUGGGCUCACACUUCAUACCAAGCUACUACCCCGCUCAAGAUCUUCCUCGCUGCUGUUGGUGGUGGUGCCGUUGAGGGCUCUAUCCGAUGGUGGGCUCGGGACCACCGCGCUCACCACCGUUACACCGACACCGACAAGGACCCCUACAGUGUGCGCAAGGGUCUCCUCUACUCCCACUUGGGAUGGAUGAUCAUGAAGCAAAACCCCAAGCGCAUCGGACGUACUGACAUCUCCGAUCUGAACGACGACUGGGUUGUCCAGUGGCAACACAAGAACUACUUGAAGACUGUCAUCUUCAUGGGUCUGAUCUUCCCCAUGCUCGUCGCUGGUCUCGGCUGGGGUGACUGGAUGGGAGGUCUCAUCUACGGUGGCAUUCUCCGCAUCUUCUUCGUUCAGCAGGCUACCUUCUGUGUCAACUCUCUCGCUCACUGGCUCGGCGACCAGCCCUUCGACGACCGCAACUCUCCUCGUGACCACAUCAUCACUGCUCUCGUCACUCUUGGUGAGGGAUACCACAACUUCCACCACGAGUUCCCUUCGGACUACCGUAACGCGAUUGAGUGGCACCAGUACGACCCCACGAAGUGGUCCAUCUGGCUCUGGAAGCAGCUCGGCCUCGCCUACGACUUGAAGCAGUUCCGCUCCAACGAGAUCGAGAAGGGUCGUGUUCAGCAGCUCCAGAAGAAGCUUGACCAGAAGCGUGCCAAGCUGGACUGGGGUGUCCCGCUUGAGCAGCUUCCCGUCAUGGAGUGGGAUGACUACGUUGACCAGUCCAAGAACGGUCGCGCUCUCAUUGCUGUCGCUGGUGUCGUCCACGAUGUUUCCGACUUCAUCAACGACCACCCUGGUGGCAAGGCCAUGAUCCGUUCCGGUCUCGGCAAGGACGCCACCGCUAUGUUCAACGGAGGUGUCUACUUCCACAGCAACGCCGCCCACAACCUGCUCUCCACCAUGCGCGUCGGUGUCAUCCGUGGCGGCAUGGAGGUCGAGAUUUGGAAGCGUGGCGGCGCUGGCGAGGAAGGCGCUCAACUCUACAAGGACGCCAACGGCAACCGUUUGGUUCGUGCCGGCGCGCAGGUCACGAAGGUUAUCCAACCUCCGGCCAGCGCUGGCGCGGCUUAAAGAUGUUAGCCAAAGUCUCGAUUUGAGGUUUGCCUUGGCCAUUAAUAUCAUGCCCCACUUCCUAUUGCGUGUCUGUGAUGAUGGAACGAAAACGACGGCGGUGGCCCCCGAAGAGGGUGACACACCACGCGAACGGAAUUCUCUAUAUACCUUUUAGCCAUUUCCUUCUUCUUUGUUCGCCAUUCGAUACCUGAGUUUGUCUGCAUCGUCAGCAUGAGCGACAAUUUUCUAUUUCUCCUCAGGUUUCAUAGAUAGAUAUCUUGAAUUACAAAAAAACUUCAUAUCAUCAUG